Molecule: messenger RNA, 412 nt
Organism: Hyalella azteca
Lineage: Eukaryota; Metazoa; Arthropoda; Malacostraca; Amphipoda; Hyalellidae
Product: snake venom metalloprotease inhibitor 02D01-like
Exons: 1
Source: RefSeq, a predicted model, not a curated record
UGCUGGUCGAAAUGAAAGCACAGCUCUAGAAGGGGGCAACUCGCCCUUUGAUUCCAAGGCCCCUUCCAAGGGGCCACUCGCUGCUGAUUCCAAGGCCCUUUACAAGGGGCAACUCGCCCCUGAUUCCAAGGCCCCUUCCAAGGGGCAACUCGCUGCUGAUUCCAAGGCCCUUUACAAGGGGCAACUCGCCCCUGAUUCCAAGGCCCCUUCCAAGGGGCAACUCGCUGCUGAUUCCAAUGCCCUUUACAAGGGGCAACUCGCCCCUGAUUCCAAGGCCCCUCCCAAGGGGCAACUCGCUGCUGAUUCCAAGGCCACUUCCAAGGGGCAACUCGCCCCUGAUUCCAAGGCCAUUUCCAAGGGGCAACUCGUCCCUGAUUCCAAGGCCCUUUCCAAGGGGCAACUCGCCCUUUGA